This is a messenger RNA of Nerophis lumbriciformis (worm pipefish), 7080 nucleotides long. NCBI's taxonomy places the organism in Eukaryota, Metazoa, Chordata, Actinopteri, Syngnathiformes, Syngnathidae. The record is from RefSeq and is a predicted model, not a curated record.
AUGGAGUUUCAGAGCGCUACCGGCACCCUCUCCGCUUCCCUUUCCCCUACCUUGGAUUAUGCUGGCCCGCUUUCCCCUUCUUCUCCUUCGGGGGUCCCCGGUCCGGCGCGGGGGUCAAGCCCGGGGCCCGGCGGGGGCGGCGGCUUCUCGGCCCAGGCAGCCUUCAACUACAACCAGCUGGAGGGACGCUUCAAACAGCUGCAAGACGAGCGUGAGGCCGUCCAGAAGAAGACCUUCACCAAAUGGGUCAACUCUCACCUCUCGCGCGUUUCCUGUCGCAUCACCGACCUCUAUGUGGACCUCAGGGAUGGACGCAUGCUCAUCAAGCUGCUGGAGGUCCUCAGCGGAGAGAGGCUGCCCAAGCCCACCAAAGGCCGCAUGAGGAUCCACUGCCUGGAGAAUGUGGACAAGGCCCUCCAGUUCCUCAAGGAGCAGCGCGUCCACCUGGAGAACAUGGGCUCACAUGACAUCGUGGACGGAAACCACCGCCUGACGCUAGGGCUCAUCUGGACCAUCAUCCUGCGUUUCCAGAUCCAAGACAUCAGCGUGGAGACGGAGGACAACAAAGAGAAGAAAUCAGCCAAAGACGCUCUGCUGCUCUGGUGUCAGAUGAAGACGGCCGGAUAUCCAAACGUGAACAUCCACAACUUCUCCACCAGCUGGCGCGACGGGAUGGCCUUCAACGCCAUCAUCCACAAACACAGGCCGGACUUGAUCGACUUCGACAAGCUGAAAAAGUCCAACGCUCACUACAACCUGCAGAACGCCUUCAACCUGGCCGAGGCGCACCUGGGCCUCACCAAGCUGCUGGACCCUGAAGACAUCAGCGUGGACCACCCCGAUGAGAAGUCCAUCAUUACCUACGUGGUCACCUACUACCACUACUUCUCCAAGAUGAAGGCUCUCAAAGUGGAAGGCAAGCGCAUCGGCAAGGUUCUCGACAACGCCAUCGAGACAGAGAAGAUGGUGGACAAGUACGAGUCGCUGGCUUCGGAUCUGCUGGAGUGGAUCGAGCAGACCAUCAUCAUCCUCAACAAUAGGAAGUUUGCCAACUCGCUGGUGGGCGUCCAGCAACAGCUGCAGGCCUUCAACACCUACAGGACGGUGGAGAAGCCACCCAAGUUCACGGAGAAGGGCAACCUGGAAGUUCUUCUCUUCACCAUCCAGAGCAAAAUGAGAGCCAACAACCAGAAGGUCUACACGCCUCGCGAGGGGAAGCUCAUCUCCGACAUCAACAAGGCGUGGGAGCGUCUAGAGAAGGCGGAACACGAGCGUGAGUUGGCAUUGCGGACGGAGCUGAUCCGCCAAGAGAAGCUGGAACAGCUGGCCCGCCGCUUUGACCGCAAGGCUGCCAUGAGGGAGACCUGGCUCAGCGAGAAUCAGCGCCUGGUCUCGCAGGACAACUUCGGCUUCGACCUGCAGGCGGUAGAGGCGGCCACCAAAAAGCACGAGGCCAUCGAGACCGACAUCGCCGCCUACGAGGAACGCGUUCAGGCAGUGGUCUCGGUAGCCAAAGAGCUGGAGGCGGAGAGCUACCACGACAUCAAACGCAUCACAGCCAGAAAGGACAAUGUGAUCCGCUUGUGGGAGUACCUGCUAGAGCUCCUGAAGGCGCGGCGGUUGCGGUUGGAGCAGACUCUGGGCAUGCAGAGGGUCUUCCAGGAGAUGCUCUACAUCAUGGACUGGAUGGAUGAGAUGAAGAUGCUGCUGCUGUCUCAGGAUUACGGCAAACACCUCCUUGGCGUGGAGGACCUGCUGCAGAAGCACGCCUUGGUGGAGGCCGACAUCGGGAUCCAGGCCGACCGGGUCCGAAACGUUAACGCUAACGCGCAGAAGUUCGCCGUCGAAACCGAAGGGUACAAACCGUGCGACCCUCAGAUCAUCAAGGAACGGGUGGCCCACAUGGAAUUCUGCUACCAGGAACUCAGCCAGCUGGCCACCGAGCGCCGAGCUCGCCUGGAGGAGUCGCGCCGCCUCUGGAAAUUCUUCUGGGAAAUGGCCGAAGAGGAGGGCUGGAUCCGCGAGAAGGAGCAGAUCCUGUCGUCCGAAGACUACGGCAAGGACCUGACGGGCGCCCUGCGCCUGCUGAGUCAGCACAAGGCCUUCGAGGACGAAAUGAGCGGACGAGCCGCGCGCUUGCAGCAAACCAUCAAGCAGGGAGAGCUGCUGGUGGCGGAAGACCACUUCGGUGCCGACAAGAUUCGAGAACGCAUCCGGGACAUCCAGGAUCAGUGGGCAGCACUGGAACGACUCUCUGCCGUGCGCAAGUCUCGCCUGCAGGAGGCGUGCAACCAGCACCAGUUCCAAGCGGACGCCGACGACAUGGACACGUGGAUGCUGGACGCGCUGCGCAUCGUGUCCAGCGUGGACGUGGGCCACGACGAGUUCUCCACACAGGCGCUGGUGAAGAAGCAUAAGGACGUGGCGGAGGAGAUCGCCAGCUACCGGCCCGUCAUCGACGCCCUCCACGAGCAGGCGCGCACGCUGCCGCCCGAGAAGGCCGACUCAGAAGAGGUGCGGAGUCGCCUGGCGGGCAUCGAGGAGCGCUACAAGGAGGUGGUGGAGCUGGCGCGCCUGCGCAAACAAGCGCUCCAGGACGCGCUGGCCUUGUACAAGAUGCUGAGCGAGGCUAACGCCUGCGAGCUUUGGAUCGACGAGAAAGAGCAGUGGCUCAACGGCACGGACAUUCCCGAAAAGCUGGAGGACCUCGAGGUGGUCCAGCAUCGCUUUGAGAGCUUGGAGCCCGAGAUGAACAAUCAGGCCUCGCGGGUGGCCGUCGUCAACCAGGUCGCCAGGCAACUCGUCCACAGCGGACAUCCCGGCGAGAAGGAAAUCAAAUCCCAGCAGGACAAACUCAACACCAGGUGGAGUCAGUUCAGAGAUUUGGUGGACCAGAAGAAGGAAAGCCUCAGCUCCGCCUUGGGAGUGCAGAACUACCACUUAGAGUGCAACGAGACCAAAUCCUGGAUCAAGGAGAAGACCAAGGUGAUCGAGUCUACCCAGGAGCUGGGCAACGACCUGGCGGGAGUCAUGGCGCUUCAGAGGAAGCUGACCGGCAUGGAGCGAGACCUGGCCGCCAUCGAGGACAAAUUGGGCGAUCUGGGCAAGGAGGCCGAGCGCCUCUCCUCCGAACACCCCGAACAAUCCCAGGCCAUCAAGGGACGCCUGGACGAGAUCACGUCCGUGUGGGAGGAGAUGAAGGGCACCAUGAAGAACCGCGAGGAGUCCCUAGGCGAAGCCAGUAAGCUGCAGCAGUUUCUGCGGGAGUUGGACGACUUCCAGUCUUGGCUGUCGCGCACGCAGACGGCCAUCGCCUCGGAGGAUGUGGCCAACACGCUGGCCGAGGCCGAGAAACUGCUAGGCCAGCACGAGGGCCUGAAGAAGGAGAUCCGCAAUUACGAGGAGGACUAUCAGAAGAUGCGCGACAUGGGCGAGAUGGUGACGCGCGGCCAGACAGACGCGCAGUACAUGUUCCUGCGCCAGCGGCUGCAGGCCCUCGACACGGGCUGGAACGAGUUGCACAAGAUGUGGGAGAACCGACAGAACCUCUUGUCCCAGUCGCACUCCUACCAGCUCUUCCUCAGGGACACCAAGCAGGCUGAGGCCUUCCUCAACAACCAGGAAUACGUGCUGGCCCACACAGAGAUGCCGACCACCCUGGAGGGCGCCGAGGCAGCCAUUAAAAAGCAGGAAGACUUCAUGACCACCAUGGACGCCAACGAGGAGAAGAUCAGUGGCGUGGUGGACACCGGACGGCGCCUGGUUGCCGACGGCAACAUCAACACCGAGCGCAUCCAGGACAAGGUGGACUCCAUACACCAAAGACACCAGAAGAACCGAGCGGCCGCCAGCGAUCUACUCGCGAGACUGAAGGACAACCGAGACCUGCAGAAGUUCCUGCAAGACUGCCAGGAGCUGACCCUGUGGAUCAACGAGAAGAUGCUAACAGCUCAGGACAUGACGUACGACGAGGCGCGCAACCUCCAUAGCAAGUGGCUCAAGCACCAGGCCUUCAUGGCCGAGCUGCAGUCCAACAAGGAAUGGCUGGAUAAGAUCCAGAAGGACGGCACGGCACUGAUGGCGGAGAAGCCCGAGACGGAGGCCAUGGUGCGCGAGAAGCUGGCGUCGCUGAAGUCCAUGUGGGCGGAGCUGGAGUCCAGCACGCAGACCAAAGCCAAAUGCCUGUUUGACGCCAACAAGGCGGAGCUCUUCACGCAGAGCUGCGCCGACCUGGACAAGUGGCUGGCCGGCCUGGAGGGCCAGCUGCAGUCGGACGACUACGGCAAGGACCUGACCUCAGUCAACAUCCUGCUAAAGAAGCAGCAGAUGCUGGAGAGCCAGGUGGAGGUCCGCCAGAAGGAGGUGGACGAGCUGCAGGGCCAGUCACAGGCGCUGAGUCGGGAAGGCAAAGGCUCGGAGGAGGUGGACGGCCAGCGGAAGAACGUGGAGAGCAAGUUUGGCGCUCUGCGGGCGCCGCUCAAGAGUCGCAGGGACAACCUCAUGGCCUCCAGGGAGAUCCACCAGUUCAACCGCGACGUCGAGGAUGAGAUCCUGUGGGUGGAAGAGCGUAUGCCCUCGGCCACGUCCACAGACCAUGGACACAACCUGCAGACGGUGCAGCUCCUGAUCAAGAAGAACCAGACCCUCCAGAAGGAGAUCCAGGGCCACCAGCCGCGCUACGACGAUAUCUUUGAGCGCAGCCGGCACGUCCUGCGACAGGAGCGGCCCACGGCCGAGCCCAUCCGCCGCCGGCUGGAUGAGCUGCGCUCGCUGUGGGAGCGCAUCGGGAAGGAGACGGAGAAGCGCCACGCCCGGCUGGGCGAAGCGCACCAAGCGCAGCAGUACUACUUUGACGCCGCCGAGGCCGAAGCCUGGAUGAGCGAGCAGGAACUCUACAUGAUGUCAGAGGAGAAAGCCAAGGACGAACAGAGUUCCGUGGCCAUGUUGAAGAAGCAUCAGAUCCUGGAGCAGGCGGUGGAGGACUACGCCGACACCGUGCACCAGCUGUCCGCCACCAGCCGAGGCCUGGUGGCCGCCGAACACCCCGACAGCGAGCGCGUGGGCAUGCGUCAGUCGCAGGUGGACAAGCUGUACGCCGGGCUGAAAGAUCUGUCAGAGGAGCGGCGAGGGAAACUGGACGAGCGCUUCCGCCUCUUCCAGCUCAACCGGGAAGUGGACGACUUGGAGCAAUGGAUCGCCGAGAGGGAGGUGGUGGCCGGCUCGCACGAGCUGGGGCAGGACUACGAGCAUGUGACGAUGCUGCAGGAGCGCUUCCGAGAGUUCGCCCGCGACACAGGCAACAUCGGGCAGGAGCGCGUGGACGGCGUGAACCGGCUAGCGGACGAGCUGAUCAACGCGGGGCACGGCGACGCGGCCACGGUGGCCGAGUGGAAGGACGGCCUGAACGAGGCCUGGGCCGACCUGCUGGAGCUGAUCGACACGCGCACUCAGAUCCUGGCCGCCUCCUUCGAGCUGCACAAGUUCUACCACGACGCCAAAGAGAUCCUGGCACGCGUAUUAGACAAACACAAGAAGCUGCCCGAGGAGCUGGGCCGUGACCAGAACACGGUGGAGACGCUGCAGAGGAUGCACACCACCUUCGAGCACGACAUCCAAGCUCUCGGCACGCAGGUGCGUCAGCUUCAAGAAGACGCCGUUCGUCUUCAGUCGGCGUACGCCGGGGAUAAAGCCGAUGACAUCCAGAAGCGGGAAGGAGAGGUUCUGGAGGCCUGGAAGAACCUGCUGGAGGCGGCGGAGGGCCGACGAGGGAAGCUGGCGGACACUGGGGACAAGUUCCGCUUCUUCAAUUUGGUGCGCGACCUCAUGCUGUGGAUGGACGACGUCAUCCGGCUCAUCGAGGCGCAGGAGAAGCCGCGCGACGUGUCGUCGGUGGAGCUGCUGAUGAACAACCACCAGGGCAUCAAGGCCGAGAUCGACGCGCGCAACGACAGCUUCACCGCCUGCAUCGAGCUGGGAAAGUCUCUCCUGGCCAGGAAGCACUACGCCUCCGACGAGAUCAAAGAAAAGUUGCUGCAGUUGACGGACAAGAGGAAAGAGAUGAUCGACAAGUGGGAGGACCGCUGGGAGUGGCUUCGACUGGUGCUGGAGGUGCACCAGUUUUCUCGAGACGCGGGCGUGGCCGAGGCUUGGCUGCUGGGCCAGGAGUCGUACCUGUCCAGUCGCGAGAUGGGCCAGAGCGUGGACGACGUGGAGAAACUCAUCAAGAGGCACGAGGCCUUCGAGAAGUCUGCCGCAACAUGGGAGGAACGCUUUGCUGCCCUCGAGAGGUUGACCACGAUGGAAUUACUGGAAGUGAGAAGAAAGCAAGAGGAAGAAGAGAGGAAGAAUCAGCCGUCCGCCACCGAGGCCGCCGCGCAACAAAGGGAUGGCGAGGUGCCGAAUCAGAACGGGCUGAGCAGCGAGCAGGACUCGGCCAGGGAGGACGGCGGUGAGACGGUGAACGGCGUGGCGGAGGGCAGCCCCGCGGGCUCGCCCGGGUCGGUCCGCAAAGCCAAAGUGGGGCAGGCUGCAACACUGCCCGUCAAGGGCCAGCAGGAGGCGCCGGCGGCCCCCAACUCGCAGAUGGACGGCUUCCUGCACCGCAAGCACGAGUGGGAAGGACACAACAAGAAGGCUUCUAGCAGGUCGUGGCACCACGUCUUUUGCGUGCUGAACCGCCAGGAGUUGGGCUUCUACAAGGACGCCAAGAGCGCCGCACAGGGCACGCCAUACCACGGCGAGAUCCCCGUCAGCCUGCGAGACGGCGACUGUCAGGUGGCGCUGGGAUACAAGAAGAAGAAACACGUCUUCAAGCUCAAAGUCACCGAUGGCAACGAGUAUCUCUUCCAAGCCAAAGAUGACGAGGAGAUGAACUCGUGGAUUUCGGCCAUCUCGGCAGCCAUCUCGGGCGAGAAGGGCGACGUGACGCCGAGCGGCCACAGCACGCCGGCGCCCGCCGCCCCCCGCGCCCACACCAUGCCGCCGUCGGCCUCAUCCGAAGCGACGGCGGCCGAGUCCAGCCCGGGCAAGCGCGACAAAGACAAAGAAAAACGCUUCAGUCUCUUCAGCAAGAAGAAAUGA